This is a messenger RNA of Periophthalmus magnuspinnatus, 1125 nucleotides long. RefSeq names its product aurora kinase B (gene aurkb). The transcript is spliced from 8 exons. NCBI's taxonomy places the organism in Eukaryota, Metazoa, Chordata, Actinopteri, Gobiiformes, Gobiidae. Gene Ontology annotation, molecular function: protein kinase activity; ATP binding. Gene Ontology annotation, biological process: regulation of cytokinesis; protein phosphorylation; mitotic spindle organization. The record is from RefSeq and is a predicted model, not a curated record. Gene Ontology annotation, cellular component: spindle microtubule; spindle pole centrosome; chromosome passenger complex. Bases 78 to 1043 code for a protein of 321 amino acids.
UUUUUGAAAACGUUGGCGGUUGAGUCCAAGCGUACACAUAUACUGACUUCUCCGUGCAAUAGUUGGGUCGUGGCAAAAUGCAGAACAAAGAAAAUUAUGAGCCCAGAGGUUUUCAAAGACCAAUGGCAACACCAAACAUGGGAGGUCCUCAGCGUGUUCCAAUUGUGAAACCAAGAGCAGAUGCCUCCUCGUCCAGUUCUGUCGCAAGAAAAAUUACGAUUGAUGACUUUGAUAUUGGUCGGCCACUGGGAAAAGGCAAAUUUGGAAAUGUUUACUUAGCUCGAGUCAAGAAGCUACAGGCCAUAGUGGCACUAAAGGUGCUCUUCAAGUCACAAAUGGAGAAAGAGGGUGUGGAGCAUCAACUAAGGAGAGAGAUUGAGAUUCAAGCCCAUCUCAAACACCCCAAUAUUCUGCGCUUCUACAACUAUUUUCAUGACCGCAAAAGGGUGUUUUUGGUCCUUGAGUAUGCACCACGUGGUGAGAUGUAUAAAGAGUUACAAAGAUGUGGAAGAUUUGAUGACCAGCGCUCUGCCACUUACAUGGAGGAAAUUUCUGAUGCACUCAUGUACUGUCACGAGAAAAAAGUGAUUCAUCGUGACAUCAAGCCAGAGAAUCUACUUCUAGGUUAUCGUGGAGAGCUAAAAAUUGCAGACUUUGGCUGGUCUGUUCAUGCCCCAUCACUCAGGCGUCGUACAAUGUGUGGUACCCUGGACUACCUUCCCCCAGAGAUGAUUGAGGGUCACACUCACAGUGAAAAGGUUGACUUGUGGUGCAUUGGAGUACUCUGUUAUGAGUGCUUGGUUGGCAACCCACCCUUUGAAACAGCAAGCCACUCUGAAACAUACAAAAGAAUCAUGAAGGUGGAUUUGAAGUUUCCAAGAAUUGUCUCAGAAGGUGCUAAGGACUUGAUUUCAAAACUGCUUCGUCACAACCCCACUGACCGUCUUUCACUACAGAGUGUUAUUGAUCAUCCUUGGGUCAAAGCAAACUCACGGCGAUGUUUGCCUCCGAUCUGCCCAACCAAAAGUUCUGAGACUAACUGAUUUACAACCAAACUCUUAUUUUGUACCUGUGCAACUUCUCACAAUGGACUAGUCAGUAUGCACUGUACUGACUUGGGCCCCA